ACCGGUUUGACAGCUUCUGUUGCAGUGUGUGUGUCCUGUGACGUGAGUGUUGUGCAGCAGGUGUGUGUGUGAAGGUGUGGACUCUGCUAUGCAUCAGUGGGAGGACAGAGAGGAGGGAGUCCCUCCCUCUAAAACCUCUCUGUGUGGGGAACAUGACAGCCAGACCAAAGCUCAGAGACCAGACUCACCUGGACCGGGACCUGGACCGGGACCUGGACCUGGACCGGCAUCUGGACCUGGACCCAGCUGUGUGUCCAUGAAGAGUAACAUGUCGAAGGCAACCGCGAUAGAUUUCAAAGAUGGAGUUCAGUCUCUUAGGAUCCAUCAGCAGAGAGCUGACUCUCCUCGAGCUGGACCGGGACCUGGACCCAGCUGUGUGUCCCUGAAGAGUGACAUGUCCAAGGCAACCGCAAUAGAUUUCAAAGAUGGAGUUCAGUCUGUUGAACUAAGGUGA
Pseudoliparis swirei is the source of this 454-nucleotide messenger RNA. RefSeq names its product cohesin subunit SA-3-like. Bases 89 to 454 code for a protein of 121 amino acids. The record is from RefSeq and is a predicted model, not a curated record. The transcript is spliced from 3 exons. Lineage: Eukaryota; Metazoa; Chordata; Actinopteri; Perciformes; Liparidae.